GCGAUGCCGAAGAUGGCGGCUGCGGAGCGGGAGGGUGAGCUGGAAAGAAAGAGCGUAAAAGAGAAAGCCAGGCUCCGCUUGAGGGAGUUCGACGUUGGGGACAAAUUCUCCCGCUUGCCGCCGCCCAAAGCCUCCGUCCUGCUGCCGCUGGUGCUGAGGGAGGGGAAGCUGCACCUGUUGCUCACGGUCAGGUCGCUGCAGCUGAGAAGAUCACCAGGGGAAGUGUGUUUUCCAGGGGGCAAAAGUGAAGCGGUUGAUAAAGAUGAAAUUGAUACUGCUCUCCGAGAAGCUAAAGAAGAAGUGGGACUCCAGCCAGAGAAGGUGGAAGUCAUCUGUAGGCUUGUGCCUGGAAUUGAUAAAAUGAAUCACUUGGUAACACCAGUUGUAGGAUUUAUAGAGGAUACAUUCCAGGCCACUCCUAAUCCAGAUGAAGUGAGUGAUGUUUUUGUCGUGCCACUGGAGUACUUUAUCAAGCCCUUAAAUUACAAGUCCUUGCCUUAUAAAACCUCAUCUGGUUACUCAAGUCGGAUGCAUUGCUUUAUAUAUGAUGACCAUGAACAUGAAAUGUCAUUCAAGAUAUGGGGACUUACUGCACACUUUGCUGUAUUUCUUGCUCUUGUAAUUUUUAGAGAGACACCUACCUAUGAAGUUGAUUAUGAUCUUGACAACUUACUUUCAUCUGCUGAGAAUAACUUUAUGAAUUUAUAUGCAUCCGUAUAUGAAAGAAAGAAGAGUAAUCUGUGACUAACUGGUCUGGCAGUUAUUUUAUAUUGAAGGAGGAAAAAGGUUUUUGUUUAUUUCCUUUGUACCUAUUAUUUGAUUCUGAAUUGGGAACUUAUUAAACUUUAUUAUUAAAUAAUAUUUUUAAGUUGACAAGCCCUAACUAGAGUCAUAUAAUUUUUAAUCUGGUUUAGAGCUGCCAAAAGCACAUGGUAUUUUUGAUGGACUUAAUAUACAGUUUUGGAAGAUCUGUUUCAGUGUCUGCCUUUGUUUUGUGUGAUCCAAGACACUUUCUGUGGUUUGUCUUCUGUAUAAUGAGAUAAUAUUUUAUCUAAUUUUUGUCUGAAUUAGGAUAUGAAAACUUUUGGUGGUCUGUCUUACUGUGUGGUGUAUUACAUACAGAUAAUGUAUACGGUCUUUUCUGGUAUCUUCAAGCACUUUUAAAAUGCACAAUAAAAAUAUAAAAGGUG
Molecule: messenger RNA, 1190 nt
Organism: Tyto alba (common barn owl)
Lineage: Eukaryota; Metazoa; Chordata; Aves; Strigiformes; Tytonidae
Gene: NUDT7
Product: nudix hydrolase 7
Exons: 4
Coding region: 4-744 (246 amino acids)
Biological process (GO): nucleoside diphosphate metabolic process; coenzyme A catabolic process
Molecular function (GO): magnesium ion binding; acetyl-CoA hydrolase activity; manganese ion binding
Source: RefSeq, a predicted model, not a curated record